AUGUCCGGACUCGUCAACAAGAUCAAGGAGACCGUCAGCGGUCACUCUCACGAGUCUUCCACCACCAACACCAACACUGGUCGUGAGUACGGAAGCGGAGCCAACACUGGUGUCGGAGCUAGCGAAUAUGGCCGCACCACCGGAUCUGGUGCCACCGGCCUCGGCGGUGCCUCCGCCGGCGGCAUCCACUCUAGCGAGUACGGAAGCGGAACCACUGGCCGCACCACGGGCGGUGCCGGUGGCGCCUACGGCAACGAGGCUUCCCGCCACACUGCCGGCCCUCACUCCAGCGACCUUGGCAACAAGCUCGACCCCGCGACCUUUGACCGCACCACCGGUACCGCUCGACCCCGCGUCGACUCUGACCGCGACCACCGCGGCGCUUACGGAACCGGCGCUGGCGUUGGUGGCCUGACCGGUGCUAGCUCUGGCACCUACGGCACCCACAACGCCGGUCCCCACGGCUCCUCUGCCGCUAACAAGCUCGACCCCGCGUCGACUCUGACCGCGACCACCGCGCGGUUCUCACAACGCCGGUCCCCACGGCUCUUCCGCCGCCAACAAGCUCGACCCCGCAUCGACUCUGACCGCGACCACCGCGGCGCCUACGGAACUGGUGUCGGUGCCGGUGCUGUCGGCACUGGUGCUGGCGUCGGUGCUGGUGCCGGUGCUAUCGGCAACCGCGAGUCCAGGAACACCGCUGGCCCCCACAGCAGCGAUCUUGCGAACAAGCUCGACCCCGCGUCGAUUCUGACCUUGACGGGAGCAAGACUAGGCGACUUCGCUGGCAAGAACCCUAGGGACGCCGCCCAGGUGCCCCCUUCGAUCUUGAAGAAGGAGGUUGGCGGUGUGGAGACUCUCGACGACGACCACAGCCACAGGCACGGAAAGCACAUUGCCCUCUGGGCGCAGCGCGUCCCGCUCAUCAUCACGCACACGUCCGCGCCGGCGACGCAGUUCGUCACCUCGGUGCCGAGAUUCAGCUACCUCGCCCUGCUGCUGCCCCGCCUGGGCGUCUACUUUCGCCUGCCGUGCUCGAGCUUCCACCACGAAGAGGUUUUGCUGCGCAAUUUGGCCGUGGGCCUGCUGCUGGACUUGUAUCAGCCCACCCUGCCGUGGAAGCUCACUGUUAGCGAUGGCGUGGGGUGGGAUAUCGCGGAUACGUUUCUUAAUAGCGUCAAGGAAGCCGACUUUGUACGCAACGGGAAUGCGAAUCAGAUCAUGAAAAUGUCUCGGAACGACACGACCUCGCUGUGGAACGCCGUACAAGACAAUGACUACGCCACGUUUUCCCGCAUCAACAACCGACUCUUGAACCCGCCAACCCCUCUCAAACACGUCCCCAUCCGCGUUUAUAUUCCUUCUUCGGGGCCGGGGGAUGCGAACGCCUCGGUCGUGGGCGUAUCCUCGCCCACCGCCUCCUUCAAAAUCGUACAGACGCUCGUGCCCGGGACCACGACAGCGCCAGUGAACAGGAUGUCGUCGAGCGUGAUGCUUAAUGCGCGGCAGGCUCAGGCGCCACAGACACUGGGCAUGGCGCUCAAGGGCAUGCUCCCCGAGCUGUUUCCCAGCAGCCGCGAUCCGGUGCUCGCCAACGUAGUUUUGAACGGAGCGACGGUGCCAUUCAACGCGCCCCUGGUUGAGUUGAUGAAGGAGGCCGCGUUCCCGGAUGGCUGGCUUUGUCUUGUCGUGGUGCUCCUAUGA
Messenger RNA from Parascedosporium putredinis, 1704 nucleotides. The record is from the annotation of a GenBank genome assembly. NCBI's taxonomy places the organism in Eukaryota, Fungi, Ascomycota, Sordariomycetes, Microascales, Microascaceae.